Oryza sativa Japonica Group (Japanese rice) is the source of this 1543-nucleotide messenger RNA. The record is from RefSeq and is a predicted model, not a curated record. NCBI's taxonomy places the organism in Eukaryota, Viridiplantae, Streptophyta, Magnoliopsida, Poales, Poaceae.
CAUCCGAUCCUACUCACCACUCACCACCACAGCUCAGCUCGGAGAAGCGAAGAGGAGGAAGAAGAGCAAGACGCCGAUGGUUACGCGUGUGUGCUAGUGGCUGAGCACUAGCGGCGGCGGCGGCGGCGACGGCGACGACGACCUCACCCACGGCGGCGACACAUGUUGAGUGAACAAACGGCGGCUAGUGGUAGCAGCAGCAGCAGCCGCGGCGCCGACGACCGGGAGAUUGUCAUCAGCACCGGCCGGGAGAUCGUCGUCAGAAGCAGCGGGGGUGAGGAGAGGGAGGAGGAGGUGGUGGUGGAGGAGGAGCUCGAGGAGCCGGAGUUCAGGGACAUCCACGCGCUGAGCCCGCCGCCGACGCCGACGCCGAGCCAGCCGUCGUCGUCGUACCACCGGCGGAGGAGGGAGUCGUGGGAGUCCGCGGCGGGGAGCAGGCACACGUCGAUCCGCUCCGUGGGGAGCGACACCGCCCCAAGUGAGCUCUUCCCUACUAUGAGCAGGGAGUUCUCGGCCAUGGUCGCCGCAGCAGCCAACGCCAACGCCGCCGCCGCCGCAGCCGCGAACGGCGGCGACUCCAGCCGCGCCGGGGUGGACGACGCGCUGGGGAGGAUCGGGGAGGAUGAGCUCGAGGAGACGAACCCGCUCGCCAUCGUCCCGGACAGCAACCCCAUCCCGUCCCCUCGCCGCGCCCACCUCGCGCUCCCCGCCCCCGGCGACGUGUCGUCGGCGGGCGGCGGCCACGGCGACGAGGUGUCGGUGGGGCAGGUGAAGAAGGAGGAGGUGGAGUCCAAGAUCGCCGCGUGGCAGAUCGCCGAGGUCGCCAAGGUCAACAACCGCUUCAAGCGCGAGGAGGUCGUCAUCAAUGGCUGGGAGGGCGACCAGGUCGAGAAGGCCAACGCCUGGCUCAAGAAGUACGAGAGGAAGCUGGAGGAGAAGAGGGCCAAGGCGAUGGAGAAGGCGCAGAACGAGGUGGCGAAGGCGCGGCGGAAGGCGGAGGAGAAGCGGGCGUCGGCGGAGGCGAAGAGGGGCACCAAGGUGGCGCGCGUGCUGGAGCUCGCCAACUUCAUGAGGGCCGUGGGGAGGGCGCCAUCCAAGCGCUCCUUCUUCUGAGCGACCGCGCCACCCUCUUCCCCUCCUCCUCCUCCUCUCUGCUUUGCUCGCCGCCGUCGCCGUCGUCGUCGUCGCCGGCGCCGGCGGCUGAUCGUUCACCGCUUCGCUUCACACGCAGGGAUCAGUGCUGUGAUGUGGUUGCUGUGUGGAACUCUCGUUUUAGUGUUGUAUCCACAUGUAUGAUGUACUGUCAUCAUAUCCUCUCUUUUUUUUCUUUUUUUCUUGUUCUCUUUACUUUCUUGUGCUUGAUAAGGGUAUUGCAAAGUUGGGAGGGACAGACAGAACAAGUAAAUAGCAUAAGUUGGAUGGUGCUCUGCCCCUUAUAGCUUAUGGUGAGGGGGACAAGAGCUGCCUGUAAUUUGUUUUUUGUCAUCAUCAAGGAUUGUGUAUGUCAAUAUGAACAAGAUAUGGAGCUACCUGUUUUGUGUAA